GGAAAACAGCGCCUGGCCGUUUGAGAUUCGGAAUCAUAAUCAAAACAAGACAGACACGCCUUCUUCAUGCUAUACCUUCGUUGACAGUGCUGCAGGAAUCUGGAUGGUGGUGAAAAGACUGUAAACGCCAGAGCCACCUGCGAACAGCAAACGACAAGAAGCAAAAACUCCGUGCUGCAAUCGGAUGAGAACCGGGGGGACAUGAAAGACAGCAGGUUCUGAUAAAGAGCAUUAAAUAGGAUCAGGAAAAGCACCAUGCCCAACCAGAAAAACAACAAGGGGAAGAGAAAUAAACGCACUAAUAGCAGUGGAGAUGAACAGGAAAAUGGAGCCAGUGCUGCAGCAACAGCAGCACAGUCGGUGGCAGCAACGUUGUUGGGGGCUACAGCUGCACUGGCAAAUGAGAAUUCCAGUGGGGAUAACUUCUGCUAUGUAGUAGUGGACAACUCAACCUCAGGUUCUGAGUUACUGCAUUUGGGAUCUAAAACAAUAGAAGCACCAUGUGCCACUCCUUUGGUUUGUAGUCUGGGAAGAUCCAUUGACCUAGAGAAGGACGAUUACCAGCGAGUGGUCUGCAACAGUGAGGUCUGCCCCUACAGCAACUGGAUGCACCUGCAGUGCUUUUACGAGUGGGAGAGCAGUAUCCUUGUGCAGUUCAACUGCAUUGGCAGAGCCCGCAGCUGGAAUGAGAAGCAGUGCCGGCAGAACAUGUGGACCAAAAAGGGCUAUGACUUAGCCUUUCGUUUCUGUUCCUGCCGCUGCGGCCAGGGCCAUCUCAAGAAGGACACUGACUGGUAUCAGGUGAAACGGAUGCAGGACGACCGGAAGAAGAAAGUAUUGCCCGAAAAGAGUCUUGGCAAGUUGGCCAGCGGAGGUGGGGGAGAAUCUCCAGAAGACCCCAAGAAAGGAAGGCAUUCCGCAGGAAACAAGCUCGCGCAUAAGGCAGCAAGUCACGAGCUGCCACGUCGACAAUCCAUAGACAGGCAGAAUUCACAAGAAAAGGGUCCUGCUGGGUCCUUCUGUGGCAACAGUCUGGGUCCCCGUUCACCUUGUGACUCACCCGGUCAGUCUCCCCCCUCUGGCUUCUCCUUUUUCUCUCCAUCCUCUUUCACUGGCCCACGCGGCUCCCGGCACUUAGGGGAGUUCCUCAAGAAUGCUGUCCAUAUGGAGAGUCACCGAAAGCACCUCUCGACCGGUGGGGCAACAAGCCGGAAUGCCCAUGGUGAACAUGCCGGUAGCCUGUCUCUUCCUAGACUUGCCUCAGCAGACACCCCUGUGCAGUUUUUGCGGAGACUGGACCUUUCUGAGCUCCUGGCACACAUCCCCCGGCACAAGCUCAACACUUACCACGUGCGCAUGGAGGAUGAUGCACAUGCUGGCCAGGGUGAAGAUCUGAGGAAGUUCAUCCUCGCAGCCCUCAGUGCCAGUCACAGGAAUGUGGUGAAUUGCGCCCUGUGCCACCGCGUGUUGCCUGUUUUUGAGCAGUUCCCACUUGUAGAUGGGACCCUUUUCCUGAGCCCCUCUCGACAUGAUGAGAUUGAAUAUGAUGUACCCUGUCAUCUUCAAGGGAGGCUGAUGCACCUGUAUGCAAUAUGCGUGGAUUGCUUAGAGGGUGUUCAUAAAAUUAUCUGUAUAAAAUGCAAGUCUCGAUGGGAUGGUAGCUGGCAUCAGUUGGGAACCAUGUACACAUAUGAUAUACUGGCAGCCUCACCAUGUUGUCAAGCUCGUCUGAACUGCAAGCACUGUGGGAAACCUGUGAUAGAUGUGCGUGUGGGAAUGCUGUAUUUUUCAGAAUACAGCAAUGUACAGCAAUGUCCUCACUGUGGGAAUUUAGACUAUCAUUUCGUCAAGCCUUUUUCAUCCUACAAAGUCUUGGAGGCCUAUUGACGAAUGCUAAAUUUGUGUACUAGUAUUGUUUUGGUUCAUUUUCUAGGUAACAUUAUUUUGUUCAUGAAAACAAGAUUCAUUCAGAAUGUGUUAUUUAACAAAAUCCUUUUUUUACACAACAUAAUAAUAUUACAAUACCAAGAAAAACAUUUUUUUUUUUUAAAGAUUUGUAGAAAAAUCUCAGGCACUGCACAUUAAAGAAAUUUCCUGAAACGUAUUGAAACUGAGAUUUAAAAAAGCAAAACAGAAAAAAAACUGUGACAAGUGAAUGUAACUGUUUGCCAGAUGGGCUUUUUUUGUACAAAAACAAUAAAUGCAACAUUGAAACUAAAAAUCAAAAGUAUGCAAUGCGGGUCUGCAGCAUCAUAUGUCUGGGUGUCACAAGGUUCCAAGACUUUAUCUCUUCAUUUUCCUUAUAUUUGCAUCUUGCAAAUAUUUUUGACAAAUGUUUCCCCAGAUGACUUUUUAGAAUGCUGUACUGAUUUGAAGAAUUUAGCAGCAAAGUAUAUUACUAUAUUUGCCUUGUAUUUAAUUGCCUUGUUUGUUUUCCAUAUGAAAUUUGUCUGAAAAAAUGUAAACUUCUGUAGGUCAGUUGGUUGCACUUUAAAAUAAUAUGCGGUUAUAAGAGAAACAUAAUAAAAACUUUCAAGCAAGCUCAAUCACAUACUUUCAGUCAUUUAGUUAAUCAUUUCUUAAUGAUAAUCUCACCUGCAGUAUCCAUGAGUGUGUUGUGCUCUUUUAAGCAGAAUUGUAAUACAGUUUCAAUUUUAGUAGUUUUUAAAAUGUCACAUGUAAACAAAACAGUAGAAAGUUGGCACUUUAGCAUGGUGCUCAUACUGCAUUUAUAUUAGUGUGGAAAGGCCUUACUACAGAUAGAUAGCACCACUUAUGAUCUACACCUUACUCCCUAGAACGUAACGACUUUUCCUUGUCGAAUUUGCCCUCCUAGGCUUUUAAAAAAAAAAGUAAAUAGAAAGAUUAAAUCAAUGAAAUACACCCUCUCAUCCCCCCUCAGUUGGAGGAAAGAAUUGUUCAAGACGUUUUGCAGUUGCUCCUUGAAGAGCUAUGAGGGUGAGUUAAAAACCGGUGCACUGAUUGUAUAUGGUAUAUAAAAACACAAUCCAGACAGAGCUAAAGUAAUUUGUAUGUGUUAUUCAAAUCAUGAAAAGAACAUUAAUGUUGUAGACCCUUAUCUUAAGUUGUGGCUUAGACAGUUGUUGAAAAGCGGGAACUGAUUCAUCAGAAUCUAGUAUGGGCAUGUAUACGUGUAUGUAUAUACAGUAUGUAAACAGAAUAAAUGUAGCAAUAUCAAUGAUUCAUUGCAAAUUAAACCAUAAACUGGAAUUAGACGUUAAAUAUUUUUGGUGCUUUUAAUAAACAACCUUUAUAUCUGAUUGAUUAUAAACCUGAA
Lepisosteus oculatus (spotted gar) is the source of this 3298-nucleotide messenger RNA. It is a transcript of the gene heca, whose product is annotated as hdc homolog, cell cycle regulator. Lineage: Eukaryota; Metazoa; Chordata; Actinopteri; Semionotiformes; Lepisosteidae. The record is from RefSeq and is a predicted model, not a curated record.